AUGUCUGCACGAGGAAAACGCAGUCGUGUUUUGCCAGCUCGGUUUGCAGCCAAACCUUUCAGCCUGCAGACCUUUGGCACUUUUGGCAUGCAGGCCAGAGGGUGCUUCAGAAAGUUGCACAUCUUGGACGAUGACUUUUUUCAUGAACUCCCAGAAACUUUUCCAUCUGAUCCACCUGAGCCUUUGCCACAUUUCCUUAUUGAGCCUGAAGAAGCCUAUAUUGUGAAGAAUAAGCCUGUGAACCUGUACUGUAAAGCAAGCCCUGCCACCCAGAUCUACUUCAAGUGCAAUAGUGAAUGGGUUCAUCAGAAGGACCACAUAGUAGAUGAGAGAGUAGACGAAACUUCCGGUCUCAUUGUCCGGGAAGUAAGCAUUGAGAUUUCACGCCAGCAGGUGGAAGAACUGUUUGGGCCUGAGGACUACUGGUGCCAGUGUGUGGCCUGGAGCUCAGCGGGCACCACCAAGAGCCGGAAGGCAUAUGUGCGCAUCGCAUUCCUCACAUUAUUUUCUGAAAAGCAGCAGGUGGAAUGGUUGAAAAAUGAAGAUAUAAUUGAUCCUAUUGAAGAUCGGAAUUUUUAUAUUACUAUCGAUCACAACCUCAUCAUAAAGCAGGCCCGCCUUUCAGAUACUGCAAAUUAUACCUGUGUCGCCAAAAACAUUGUUGCCAAGAGGAAAAGUACAACUGCAACUGUAAUAGUCUAUGGUGAGUGA
Molecule: messenger RNA, 711 nt
Organism: Galeopterus variegatus (Sunda flying lemur)
Lineage: Eukaryota; Metazoa; Chordata; Mammalia; Dermoptera; Cynocephalidae
Gene: UNC5C
Product: unc-5 homolog C (C. elegans)
Exons: 5
Coding region: 1-711 (236 amino acids)
Biological process (GO): netrin-activated signaling pathway
Cellular component (GO): membrane
Molecular function (GO): netrin receptor activity
Source: RefSeq, a predicted model, not a curated record